Messenger RNA from Hermetia illucens (black soldier fly), 9070 nucleotides. RefSeq lists its product as uncharacterized. Lineage: Eukaryota; Metazoa; Arthropoda; Insecta; Diptera; Stratiomyidae. Gene Ontology annotation, cellular component: postsynaptic density; dendrite; cytoplasm. Gene Ontology annotation, molecular function: actin filament binding. Gene Ontology annotation, biological process: calcium-mediated signaling; actin filament organization; neuron projection development. The record is from RefSeq and is a predicted model, not a curated record. The transcript has 15 exons. Bases 1134 to 6464 code for a protein of 1776 amino acids.
UGGUCUUCUUUCGCCAACCGUUCGCAGAAAGCAGCGAAAAGCAGAAAGUGGUGAGCUCCGCAAACGCUGGCAAAUUGUCGUCGCCUUCGUUGUUCAAAAUCGACUACGGAUCGGUUCCUCCGCAAGAAUAGUGCAAAUUGUCGGUGUUCCCUCGCCGGUGCGUGGUGCAAGCCUAACAUUUCCGCGUUGUGCGACCCGCUUCUAGCGCCGCUGAUCUCGUCCGGGUCAACCGCAGUCAAAUUCAGGAUAUUGGCCAGCUGUGGCCGCUUCAGCGAAGUCUGUUUGCUAUUUAUCGGCUCGAGGGAUUCUGAGGAAAGCAGCUUCCUCGCUCGCGCACCCUUCCCGCGUCCCCCCGCCGCCGCCGUCGAGAGUGUUGUGUCUGACGACACGACGACAUCGAGUUUAUUGCCCCUGCUUGCCUGCCAUCGUUCGCCAGCUUGCCGUGCGCUUCUGCAACGCAAAAUCACGGAAUCUCUGCCAAGGUAGCGGCUGAGCGACGGUCGCCAGCAGCUUCUUGCGCCGCCUGAGCAGCUCUUCUUGGGGUUCGCCCGUCGUGGCCUCGCAGGCCGCAGUUGCCAUCGAGUGGUCGAGAGCAGGAAACAAAUCGACCGUCCAAGUGUCGCCGAGUUGUGAGAUGUCAAAGUGCGCCGCGGUCCAGGACGUGUAGGAAAAUUGACCGCCCGGAAAAGAGGCCGCCGUGGACGCUGAGUGCCCCGAACCGAGUGCCAAAUUGUCUGAAUUGGGUGCAGACACCCGUGCGGAACCCGAGGCGGACCCGGUUGCCGAGUUUUCAUUCAGAAGUUGUGCCAAUUCGCGGAGUGCGAUUGAGUGAGUGCAAGUGCCCGUUUUCCGCCGUGCCAGGCCAGUGAUGCUCUAAAUCAACACUUUCUGGGAUAGUUUCUGUUGUUUGGAUAUUUUCAGCGCUAGGAAGCUCUCCUGCGACUACUGCUGUUUGCAUUGUUUUUCGAAAAAAUGUAGUUCUAUUCGGAGAGUUAUAUUCAUCCAGCAUGGAAUUAUCUGGAAUUCUGGUCCAUAAAACUUUGAUAACUUCGUUGGAAUAAACGGAAUAAAACAAACCUGCCAUAAUUCCACUUUACAGGAUUCAAUAAUAAAUUAUCAUCACCAUCGUCAUCAUGGAAAAGCCAAUACAUCCAGUGGUGGGACCUAAAGUCUCCCAAAUAGCAAACAUUUUCCAGCGGAAACCACUCGAAAUUACACCCGAACCCACCACAAAAGAGCCCCAACCAGCCGUCUCCGUGGUUCGAACUGAAUCUCACGCGACUCGAUUCAAUAACGCUCGUGCUCUAUUUGAAAAACUGGGAGUCGAGAAUCGCAGCAAAAGUACACCAGCACCACUCAGUAUCAAAAUGUCUCGUUCCGGUAGUCGAGAUGAUAAUUUGUGUGAUGACGGACAGUUAAUUGAUAGUAGAGAUUGUGGCGGUAAUAAUCGAAGAUCGCCUUCGCCACCCAAACGUCGAUCACAUCCCAACAUAGCGAGUAUCUCACCACCAAUCGGGGCCGGUCAGUUGAAUGGUGUCAGUGCAAAAUUAGAACAGUCCAAAAUUCAUAAUAUUUCGCGAAUUAAAUCUGAGGACAUGUUGGAAAAGCCGGAAAAGCCCGAACGGAAAUUCAAUUCGCGUGAACUGAUUGAAAAGCAGAAGAAGUGGACGUCGCAUUUCACGAAGACUAAAUCUACCCGUUCGCACAGUGAUCCGAAUCGUUGUGACAUUAUUCGAACAGUGCCGGGAACUGGGUUGAUACCCGGAAGUGUUAUUCAGCACAAGGAGGCGAGAAACAGUGUACCCAAUAGUGGACCCAGGUCAAUCGAGUUAGCCGCGCCGAAUGAAAUGGCUCCUCCAAGCCCUCCCGCACGUCAAAUGAUUCCUCCGGAAAUUAAACCUCGAAGUGCAGCAACGAAGCUUGGGAGCCCAAUCAAAUCACCUCCUCCUCCCAUUCCUGCUACAAAGCCCGCAUUCCUCUACAAAGACUUCCAACAAAUUUCUAGUCCGGAACGAUUGCGUUCGCCAACGAAAAUUUCAGAGCCACCUCCACCUCCGCCUCCACUCAGUUCCUCCCCGUCGAAAUCCUCCAUGCUGAGUCGCUCCUCUGAAGAAUCCUUGCCGCAAUUGCCCGAAAGGAAUCGUAAAAAGUCAGUGGAGCUCAUCGAUGACACUUUGCCAAUAGGAUUAGGAGAUAAGAGACCGUCUAUCGAUAAGGAUAAUUCCAAUUCAAAUUCAACGAACUCAAGUAUAUUUUCGCCGCCACCAGUUCAUCCAGUUAGUUCAUCACCUAGUCCUGCACCAAGUGCAUCGUCUGGUCCGUCGAGUCCCGUUCACACGGAAGAUGAGAAGCAAGAAAAUGAAUCAACAGAAAAGGCUGAAUUGGGUGGUUUCCUACGAAAUGAUAGUGAAGGACGGAGCCAUAAAGCAUCAGAAUGUACUGAAUCGGAUAAGACGACUUCCUCCUAUAUUCAAAAACGUUCAAAGAAAAUAUCUAGCGUUUCUUUAAAUAUUGCAGCUGCUGGACUAGGAUCGCGACCGCCCAGUAUAGUUAGUUCCGUGAGCACAGAUGAAGGAGGCUUCAACGAGCCCUCACCAGAAAUCAAAGCGAAACUCAAACCUGCAUAUAGUUUCGAUUCACCGCCACCACCACCUCCGCCCGCAUCAACAAUCGAUGUAAACAACGAACAUGAAUUCACGCUUGACAAUGCGCCGAAAGCAACAACAAUCCCAACCCCACUCGACAUCAAUGUAGCUACUCCUAACCUCAUCACUGCACAAUCUCCGAGCCCAAACGCUGAAGAGAAACCUACCCUCAACUACGUAGAUGUCGGCUAUCGAUUGAAUCCGGACGGAAGUGAGAGUAAACAAAUAUAUGGAGAAGCGGAACUGUAUCAAUCUGCCCCGGGUGACUCCAACGUCAUCGCAAGAAAUUUCCAUCCCUCGAACAGAUUAUACGAGGAUGAGCCGACGGUUUAUGCCAUAAUCAAGCCGGAGAUUCCGCCACCUGCUGCAGAACUCUUCUUUGACCAACAAGCGGCCGUGGAGGCUCGCGAGAAGUCUGAUGACGACGACAAGGAAAAACAUCAUCAUGUUCGCAGUAAUGAUAAUGACGAUAAUGUUGGGGGUGGUGCUGAGAGGAGAAGGUCGUUUGUGUCGCAUUUGGAUGCCCAAGAUAGUUUUGAAAAUACAGAACUGCCUGCUCUUCCGCAUCAAAAGCCUCCCCCUCCACCCGAAGGACCUACGCUGGAUUUACAAGACGUGAAGUACGUCGAUGCCAGCGAAGGCGAGGAGGAAGGACAGGACGAUAGCUUACCCGACGCUAUGACCGCCGAUGAGGCUGAAAGAUUGUUGAGCUCAAGAAUUUUGGCAAGCAAAAUCAGGCAACAAUCUUUACUGUCCGACGAACAAGCGAAAGAAGUCGAAGAGAUUCUAUCCACUCAACCAUCACAAUUACUCAAAUCUAGUCAACCAUUGCAACAACAAGAAGAUGAGCCCGAAUGGCUAAAGGACGUUCUAGAUGCCUCAAACAAAACCUCUGACUCCACUGCAAAUAAUUUAAAUGAGGCAUUCAUCACAUCUAAAACAACUACUGAAGAUUCAACAUCAUCGUAUUUCACAACUGAUAAGAAUCAGUCGGAUGUUUUACUAAAUCAUUCCACAGCACCCGAAUCACUGCAGGAAUCGAUUGUUUCCAUUGAAUCUACUCAUAGCGUCUCCGAAUCAGCUCAUAGUAUUACAGCGACGACUAUUGACGAAAGUAUUACCUCGAGUAAGCACAAUUCUGUUGGCUCUUUAGCAGAUGCCGACGUGUCUGCUGACGACUCCUAUAUACCAGAGUAUCCACCAGUUCGAAGCAAAGAAGUUUUCGUGGAGUCCGGAGUACAUUAUUUCGAAGAUGGCAACUUUUGGAUGGAAGUACCUGGACUUUUAGAUUCUGAAGAAGAUGAUGAUGAUCUGGACUAUCCACCAAUAACUGUAAAGAAAAAUACAAAAGUUAAGUUCAGUUCGGGACCGAUUCAAGUUUACUCAACAUUUUCUGUAACUGAAUAUGACCGGAGAAAUGAAGAUGUUGAUCCAGUCGCCGCUUCGGCGGAGUACGAAUUGGAAAAACGUGUGGAAAAGAUGCACGUUUUUCCCGUUGAAUUAAUGAAAGGCCCUGAAGGAUUAGGACUGAGUAUCAUUGGCAUGGGUGUCGGUGCUGAUGCCGGAUUAGAAAAAUUGGGAAUAUUUGUUAAGACAAUUACAGAUAAUGGUGCCGCCGCAAGAGAUGGAAGAAUACAGGUGAACGAUCAAAUUAUCGAAGUAGAUGGUAAAAGUUUAGUAGGUGUAACACAAGCUUACGCCGCUUCGGUUUUACGAAACACUUCUGGUCUUGUGAAAUUCCAAAUUGGGCGAGAAAGGGAUCCAGAAAACUCAGAAGUAGCGCAGCUUAUACGUUUAAGCUUACAAGCGGACAAGGAGAAGGAAGAACGACUAAAAAGACAACAAGAAGAAUACUUACGACGAACUCUCGAUUAUUCCGAGGAUUCAACACAACCGGCCUCUGCCAAUUCUAGCGUAUCCGAAGGUCCUACCAGCCCAAUUGUUGUCGAGAAUCCAAUGGAGGUGGAGGCAAAACACUCACAAGAAGUAGAGUCUUUGAAGAGACUUCUACAAGAGAGUGAAAAGAAAAUAUUAUUGAAUGAAGGCGAAAUAGCUGACCUUAAAAAUAAGCUCGUAAAGCUUGAAACAACAGGAAACGAAAAUGAACUAUUAAAUGAACGACUGCGGCAAACAGAGCGCGAAUUGGCUAACAUUAAAAAGGAAGCUUCGAACUAUCAAAAUAUGCUGCAACAGUCCCAAGCUCAAUACAUGGCUUUAGAGAAGAAAUACAACAAAGCGAAGCGCCUCGUCCGUGAAUUCCAACAACGUGAAGUUGACAUGGUACAUCGUGAGGAGUUUUAUUUACAAUUAGUUCAGGAGAAGGACACUGAAUACAAUGCGCUGGUGAAAAAGUUGAAAGAUCGUGUUAUAAAUUUAGAACAAGAAUUACAAGAAACCCAAAGAAAAGCUGGAUUUCCAGUUAUAUUACCGUAUGAUAGUACCAGCUUGAAACUUACACCGCAAAUGACGAGACGUCAACCGCCCAAGCCAUUGUUUCAGAAAUUAGAAACUGAACUCUCGGAUACUGAGAUUUCAGAUCUAUCGCCAGACGGUGAAGGAGAUGGUGAUAAGACAGCUACCGUUGAAAGAAAAAUGCCUAUUAAAGAUGAAUUAGAUACGGCUGUGCCACAACAUGAACUACUAGAUAAUUCAGCUACAAAAACCAAAAUAGAUUUAGCCUCGCGCGGUGGUUUGGCAAAUCGACAAUUACCAACAGGCAAGAAGAGUCUAAGCAAUAGUAGUUCCGAUUGUGGAUUAGAUAGCGAAGAUGAUAUCGGUACCGAAUCCACAUCGGUUUCAAAUGUGGAAAAUCAUCAAACCAACGGCCAUCAUCAUCACAUGAGCGAUGGUUAUCUGCAACAGAAUCAACUUCUCAGAAGCCAAAUCAACCAGACUGCAACACCGCUUUACGCGCAAGUGCACAAAGAUCGUGACAGUUAUAAAACUCACACGACAAUUCCAAAUAUUUAUAAGAAUACUAGCACGGAUAGCACCAGCUCUUUUGGCAAGGAUGUGAAUAGUUCAUACGACAGUAUUUUAGGGUCAAACGAUAAGCUUUCGGAGAAUGAACAGUCGUUGGAGAACUGGAUGUAUCCAAAUAGGAGGCGAGGACAAAAAAUUCCACCAAACUCGUUCACUGAUCAGCUAAAUCAAGUUUUAGCUGAUAGAGAAAGGCGGCUCGGUGAUGGAUCAUCUCGGGACUCCAGCGACGAUUAUUCAGAGAUCAAUAAAACUCCAAAUCCCGCAGCGAUAAUGACACAAAAUUUGGUUGUCGAAAUUCGCCAAGCUGUGAAUGAAGCUCAACCAAAAGUUAAAAACGUUGUUCCUCAAUCCCUUUCUCCGCCGGGAACAGUUCCAUGGCAACAACAACAGCAGCAAGGUCCACCGUCCCCUUCUAGUGUUUCAUCGUCCGGUUCGACAUCCCCAGGAUAUUCGCCAAGUCGCGGCCUUGAUUUAUCUGGUUCGAGUACAAGCUUUUCAAGUGAUAAGCGUUCUCCACAUUACUGGAAAAAUGGCCCAGUACAUGAAUGGUCAAAAGAGCAGGUAUGUCAAUGGUUGAUGGCCCAUGCACUAGAGCAGCACAUUCCGAAAUUCCGUGAGCAUGGUGUCCAAGGUGGUGCGCUACUGCAGCUCGAUUCGAGAGAAUUUAAAAUUCUCGGUGUGACGGGUGAAGAUAAGUCCCGAUUGAAGCGACGUAUUAAAGAAUUAAAAGCCGGCAUCGAGAAGGAGCGUAAAGAUCAAGAGCGAACCCGAAAGGAGCGCGAAAAGGCAAUACGCAAAGCAGAGAAGAAAGCCGAGAAAGCAGCCAAAAAGAAAUAAUCUACGCUAGAAUAAAUAAAUAUUAACUACGAAAAAUGUGACUAUUUUCUUCGAAACAAAAAAAAUAGUCUAACUUAAAAAUAAUUUAGCGCGAUUUCUGUUUUUGUUAUUUAAGUACUAAAACACAAAGAAACCAAAAUGGACUGACUUUUUAAUUUUUAAUAUUUAUAUCUAAUAUAUAAAUAUGUUUCUAUUAUACAAUCUAUCAUUCUAGAACUAGUUAUUUAUGUGCAAAACAUAGCAAUUAAUGGAAUAAAAAAACUAAUUGUAUUAGUUUCUAAUGAAAACUAAAAAAUACGAUGAAAUUUAUGUGGCAUGAAUGUUGUCUAUAGUAAGACAUGUAUUGUUCGUCUAUGUUGUAUUCAAAAUGACAGCACUAGGACGUUAUAUGUGUCCCAUUUCAAAUUUAGUUCUAAUUUCCCUAACUUCUAUCAUCGUCAUUUUUAUAAUUAUAACUCUUAGGAAAGUCGUUGUAUUUACUGCUUUUUUCAUUGCUUUCGGGAUUUAUUUAUUUUAUUUGCUUUGUUCAUCUGUGUUUGGAACAUAAAAAUUAUUCAAAUGUAUUGAUGUGUCAAAUUGUUUAAAACGAAAUUCAUAUUGUACAAGUAUAUAAUUUCCGUAUGUCCCGAAUGGAACCCAUCAUUUUAUCCACUUGAUGUCGUAGACAAGGAUAGAAAAUCAAAGUAGGAAAAUAUGUUUGCUUCGAUAUUUUGCACGGAAUUCUCUCUAGACAUUCAAAGGCCUAAUAAUAGUAAUAUACAAUAUUUUCAUACUUGACGCAGUUUUACGGUAAUGAAGACUGUAUCGGGCAGACAGAUUUAUAAAAUUAUCGCAAAAAAGAAUGUACUUUUCUUAAGCUUUCAUUAACUACUCAUCUAAAUGAAAUUUCCCAUAAAGCAUGGAAAGUCAGCUCAAAUAACUCAGAACAGAUUAUUUCAAAUUAAUAGAACAUAGAGUGCAAUAUAAUACAAGCAAAAUUCAUUUCGAAGUACAAAGUAAUCCAUGUUGUUGAUGCAUGAAGCAAUAUGAAAAUAGUGCAAAUCAUUUCCUACUUUUACACCUACACCGAGAAACUUCUGUACUCGUGCACAGUUUUGAAUGACUACAUUAAUUUUCACUAUCAUCUUGAAUCUAUGCGCCUUAUUGUCCCUUGUUUUUCGAAUAACUACUACUCCAUUGUUGACUCUAUUUUAUAAUAAUAUUCAGCUUCUAAUAUAAAAGUAAAAAAUUAAUCAAAAAUGUGCUGGGGGAACAGUAGCAAAAAGAGAGAUAUUUAGUGGGUGUUCAACAUGUCAUGAAUAAAAUCAAUACAAAAACGCUGGGCCAUUGCUAAGUGUUCCGUGAAUAUGUCCCGCAAAUCGGCUUCUUCUGCGGUCGGCCUUCACGAAAAGGGUUAAAAAAUAUAAAUAUAAUUUUGCGCACAUGGCGAAAACUUUGGAGGAGUUAGCGACUAGGUUCUCUUAUUUGUUGUGAAGGUUUCUUGAUUUUCAAAGUUUGCCAUAGUUUGAGAUUAUCUAAACAGCCAGACUUUAGCCAAUGUAAGUGAUUUUAAAGAUAGACAACGCGCAUUGAUGGAUAUUUCUCAUGAUUAAUCAUUUUGCUGAUGUAUCAGGUGAAUAAUCAGCCUUUUGAAAAGUUUUACAUUCGCUUUUGAUUGGAAUUAGUCCUUGUUUUUCGGAGUUUCACUACAUAAGAGAAAUCAUAAUACCGCCAAAAUCGAGAGUGUUAAUAUUAUCCACGAUUAUAGAUUAUAUACCAAUAGAUUGCCAUUCCAUCAUCUCAUGUGUAUAAAAUCAUCCGUAAUUAAAACGACAUUUCAUUAGAUGAUUCAACAAUCGAUGAAGACACAAAAGCACGAAAAUAUCAAUAAAAAUGAUCAGCUCAUAGGCCAUAAUUGUAAGAUUUAUUUUUUGUACAUUUGUUCAAUUGUAACUUUGUAUUCUUUACCGUAUGUCGGUGGUCAAUAAAUUAAACGUAAUCAAAGUAGUCGUUACUUAUCGAAGUUCAUGGAAUAGAAACAUGAAGACAUAAAUAAAAACGAAGAAAUUAUACUAUUAAAACCAAAUCUGUAACAAAUUUAUGAUAAAGAGGAUUAUCGCUGGUUUAUUUAAUGCCCCCCAUUUAAGAGUGUAUGCGUGGGAAUACCAGCAUGUGAAUACUGGGUUAAAGUUCUUCCCUAAUUAAUUACUGAACAUUUUUGAGACCCUCAAUUGAGUUGCAAUUUUUGGUUUGCCCGUUGUGAUUUUUUUCUUUCUAAAUUUGUAAUUUAAUCAUGUUUUUGUAAGCAUGCAAAAUAAGUCGUCUGGUAUGUAAAGACAAAAGAUUUUUUGUAAAAUAUUUAUAAACAAUGAAAUCAUAAGUAAAAUUGAUGCGAUAUUUAUAUAGUUAAGUAUUUGACUAUGGAGAUUUUACGAAGAAAGGUAUAUGUGAGGAGAAAGUUUGAAACAGAAAAACAUUAUUUUCAAUGAACAACUGAAGAAUUCAAAAUGAUAGAACGUACGAAAGAUCACAUUGAAAUACUGUACUUAUUUAAGAUUUUAUGAUUAUAACUAAUGGUAAGUCCAUAUUUAAUUAAAUCGUCAAAAUAAAGAUAUGAUUAUAAAAAA